AUGCUUUCUGCAUCAGUCACCAAUGACACUGCCUUCCAUCCUUCCACGUUUAUUCUGCUUGGAAUCCCUGGGAUCCAAGACCAGCAAGUGUGGGCUGCCAUCCCCUUCUGCUCCAUGCAUAUCCUUGCUCUCGUUGGAAAUGGCACCAUCCUUUACAUCACCAUGACAGAUAGAACUCUGCAUGAGCCAAUGUACCUCUUCCUGUGCCUACUUUCUAUCACUGACCUGAUUCUCUGUUCCACCACAUUGCCCAAAAUGCUAACAAUCUUCUGGCUUAGGCCCCACAUAAUUUCCUACCAUGGCUGUCUCACACAGAUGUUUUUUGUUCAUACUGUCUUUGCCACAGAGUCGGCUGUUCUACUGGCCAUGGCUUUUGACCGCUACGUGGCUAUCUGCCGUCUGCUUCAUUAUACAUCCAUCCUUAAUGCCACAGUGAUUGGGAAGAUUGGUCUGGCAUGUGUGGUCUGUGGCCUCCUCUGUUUUCCCUUUGUCAUCCUCAUUGAACGUUUACCCUUCUGUGGACAUCACAUCAUCUCCCACACCUACUGUGAGCACAUGGGCAUUGCCAAGCUGACUUGUGCCAGCAUCAAGCCCAACACCAUUUAUGGUCUCACUGUGGCACUUUCAGUCACUGGCAUGGAUGUGGUCCUCAUCACCACCUCCUAUGGCCUGAUCCUGCGGGCUGUGCUACACCUGCCCUCCAAGGAUGCCCAGUUCCAAGCAUUUAGCACUUGUGGAGCCCACAUUUGUGUGAUUCUUGUUUUCUAUGUACCUGCCUUUUUUUCUUUUUUCACCCACCACUUUGGUCACCAAGUACCUCCUCAUGUCCACAUUGUACUUGCAAAUCUCUAUCUCCUUGUGCCCCCUGUUCUCAACCCCCUGGUCCAUGGCAUUAAUACCAAACAGAUCCGCCUGAGAAUAUUUGGCUUUUUUAUGGGAAGGAGGUACCUAGAAUCUCUACGUACCCCAAGGACCAAUGGGAAAAGUUAUAAUUAA
This is a messenger RNA of Zalophus californianus (California sea lion), 996 nucleotides long. RefSeq names its product olfactory receptor 52D1-like. Lineage: Eukaryota; Metazoa; Chordata; Mammalia; Carnivora; Otariidae. The record is from RefSeq and is a predicted model, not a curated record. Gene Ontology annotation, molecular function: G protein-coupled receptor activity; olfactory receptor activity. Gene Ontology annotation, cellular component: membrane. Gene Ontology annotation, biological process: G protein-coupled receptor signaling pathway.